Molecule: messenger RNA, 978 nt
Organism: Penicillium waksmanii
Lineage: Eukaryota; Fungi; Ascomycota; Eurotiomycetes; Eurotiales; Aspergillaceae
Exons: 5
Coding region: 1-978 (325 amino acids)
Biological process (GO): transmembrane transport
Molecular function (GO): transmembrane transporter activity
Source: RefSeq, a predicted model, not a curated record
AUGUCAUCGGCGCAGGCGCCCGUGCAGGACUCACCUACAUCUGCGCCCGCUGUGACGAGUAAGAAGGACUACAAGGGUUUCGUGGCGGGUGUGUUUUCCGGAAUUACAAAGCUGAGUGUUGGCCAUCCAUUCGAUACCGUCAAGGUCCGCCUUCAGACCAGCAAAGAUGGACAUUUCAAGGGACCAUUGGAUUGCACACUACAGACAGUGCGGAAAGAAGGUGUGAGAGGCUUUUACAAGGGUGCUACCCCGCCGCUGGUCGGAUGGAUGGUCAUGGACUCCGUCAUGCUUGGCUCAUUGACGCUCUACCGGCGGCUACUGCUCGAGAACGUCUUUUCUCAAUCUCAUUUACGCUCUUAUAUCCCAUUCUGCCGCAGCCAACCUGAUCUGAAGACCCUCCCAUCCUUUGGUCACGGUAUUGCGGGUAUCAUGGCCGGCACAACCGUCUCUUUUAUCGCUGCGCCCGUCGAACACAUCAAGGCCCGGCUUCAAGUUCAGUACGCCGCGGACAAGACCAAGCGCAUGUAUAGCGGCCCGAUUGACUGUCUCCGCAAGAUUCUUAGCACACAUGGCAUUCGCGGCGUUUACCGCGGACUCUUUGCAACCAUCCUAUUCCGAUCCUUUUUCUUCUUUUGGUGGGGCUCAUACGACGUUCUCACACGCUACAUGAAACAAAACACCAACAUGUCCGCGCCCCUAAUAAACUUCUGGGCAGGCGGAAUCUCCGCCCAGAUUUUCUGGCUCACCUCGUACCCCUCGGACGUGGUGAAACAACGACUCAUGGUUGACCCGAUGGGCGGCAAACUUAAUGACGGACCGAGGCAGUUCCGAGGCUGGAAGGACGCAGCACGGACUGUCUUCCAGGAGCGUGGCUGGCGAGGAUACUGGCGCGGAUUUGUACCCUGCUUCCUCAGAGCAUUCCCGGCGAAUGCGAUGGCCUUGGUGGCAUUUGAGGGAGUGAUGCGGAUGAAUUUCUGA